Molecule: messenger RNA, 1803 nt
Organism: Zasmidium cellare ATCC 36951
Lineage: Eukaryota; Fungi; Ascomycota; Dothideomycetes; Mycosphaerellales; Mycosphaerellaceae
Exons: 6
Coding region: 1-1803 (600 amino acids)
Biological process (GO): regulation of DNA-templated transcription
Molecular function (GO): DNA-binding transcription factor activity, RNA polymerase II-specific; zinc ion binding
Source: RefSeq, a predicted model, not a curated record
AUGGCUCACACGAACGCAAUGUUCACAUUGGGAAAAUUUGUGGUCGAUCAUUCAGUGUACCUAGGUCGCCCUUCGCGAGGUUGUCGCACUUGCAAAUCUCGGCGCAUCAAGUGCGACGAGACACGGCCGGCCUGCCAGAACUGUGUCAAGACGAAUCGAGAAUGCCCGGGCUUGCCAGAGGAAGUCGAUCUGAUCUUCCGUACGGAGAAUCCAGCAACGAGAAAGAAGUCGAAGAAACCAGAGCGAAAAGGCAGCGAUGAUGUUGAUGUUUCAGAUCUCGUCAAUGGGUUCGAUCAAGUGCAGCAAAAGGUUCUGCAGAGCCAGGCAGCGAAGAGUACCCGAUCUUCAAGAAAAGGCAGUCCAUCGAAAAGUGGCUCGGGAAAGCGUUCUUCUCGUGGCUCUAGAGUCGACCUCACCGGUCAAACUACGUUCAACCCAGCCCUAGAGGAGCAGGCGACGACGUUCUUCUUCAACAACUUUGUCUUGACGCCUCGAAGCAAAGAGACAACUCGUGGCUUCCUUGAGAUCCUCAGCCCUAUGAUGCAAGAUGCUCAAGAAGGUUCAGCACUUCAUUUGGCCACACAAGCGGUUGCCAUGUCCACACUAGCCAACUGGCCAGGCCGAAGGCAUCUAAUGGCAAAAUCGCAAAGCCUGUAUACUCGGGCUCUAACCGCCAUACAGCACGAUAUUCAAUGUCCGAAACAGGCUGUCAGCGACUCGACAUUGUUGACUGUGCUCAUGUUCUCCAUGUAUGAGUCUGUGACAUCAUCCGAACAUUCAGUCCAAGCCUGGGCCAGGCAUAUAGAUGGAGCUGUGACUAUCGUCAAAGCACGCGGGACAAAGCAGUUUGACGAUACUCGAUCGUUGCUACUGUUUCGUGCCGUGCGGACACAGAUGUUGACCAGCUCCAUCCAGCAAAGAAAGGCAAUACCAGACUUCCCAGGGCCUCGAGGCUGGGUGAGCGAUGCUGAAGGCGAGAACACAGCAGCUUCGAGCUUGUUGGAGUUUUCCGUCCUGCUGCCAAACAUCCUGGCGAAAGCCAAGAACCUCUUUGCGCUAGAUCAGGACGGCGAGACCAUCUCCGAAGUGACUGCUUUGCUACAUCAAGCACAUGAGAUGCAACAAGCAUUACUUCAAUGGGAGUCUCAGAUGCCAGCGCAGUGGUGCUACAGCUCCGUAGCCAACAUCCCGACCCGAGCAAAAAUGGACAAGAUCGAGGAGAUGGAGACGUGGCCAGGCGUCCUGCACAUCUACAAAGACGUUCAUGUUGCUUGCAUCCGAAACAACACUAGAGUCAGCCAGAUCUUGUGCUCUUCGGUCGUCAUCGACGCACUCAAAUGGUUGGAUCCGCUGCACUUCCAAAUGGAUGAGAGGUUCACAUUGGCGAAGAUGAGGCUUCAAUCACUCGUCGGUGAUAUCUGCUACAGUGUGCCUUUCCACCUUUACGGUCCAGAUGUGGUGCACAAGAUCCGGCCGAAUGGCCAGAUCCGUAAUCCCGGACAAGCCCUUGGUGGCUACUUCCUCAUCUGGCCACUCUUCGCCGCCUCAAGUAUUCAAGAUAUCCCCGACUUGCAAAGACGUUGGCUUCGAGGUAGGCUACAGACCAUUGCUCGCCAGUAUGGUCUCGACCAAGGCAACAUCAUGAGCUCCAUCAACAAGGGCCGUUCUGGCGCGAGCUGGACCGACAAGCUGCACCUGGAUCAGGACGAGUUCGCAUUUCUUGAAGAGCUUGGCCUCACGGAUGGGUCGUCUUCUUUGUCAGAUAGCCCAUUUGAGCGGAUGGAGUUGAUGGAGGUUGCUUGA